Messenger RNA from Plasmodium fragile, 6579 nucleotides. RefSeq lists its product as uncharacterized. The record is from RefSeq and is a predicted model, not a curated record. Gene Ontology annotation, molecular function: pyridoxal phosphate binding; arginine decarboxylase activity. Lineage: Eukaryota; Apicomplexa; Aconoidasida; Haemosporida; Plasmodiidae. Bases 1 to 6579 code for a protein of 2192 amino acids. The transcript has a single exon. Gene Ontology annotation, cellular component: cytoplasm; cytosol. Gene Ontology annotation, biological process: L-arginine catabolic process.
AUGAAUUCUGCUAACGAUGCCAUCUUUUAUGGCGACAAGAACUCAGUGCACUACAACGAUCUAAACGAAAGUGCUCCGGACAGGUUCCUGAAGAAUGGAGGGAUGCAAAACGAUUAUAUAAUGAGCAAUGAUGUGACAAGUGAAGGAGUUGAUGUCUCAGUGGAUCCCAUCGACAAUGGCGCUGGCAAUGCCGCAUACCUAAAUACACCUCUCCAUCAGCACUUGCCACCACACCGAGGAGAGCAAAAAAGGAAACAGCAGGGAAAAAUGGAAAGAGACAAAUAUGACCGAAUUGAAGAAAUUGAAAAAUACCUGAACAUUAACAACGCCACAAAUGUUUGUUCACUGAGAAUUAAAUUGUGGGAAGCACUAAUGCUGUAUGUGAACAAUGUAAACGCAGAGCUGAUUUACUUCAUAAUAAAUUGCCUGAUGGAAGUAGAAGUCUAUUGGGGGGAAGAAGCAACGAACAAUUUACAAGACAUUGUGAGCCUAAUAAAUGAUAAGAAAUAUAAAGAAGUGUCAAAUAAAAUUGGAGAAAUUUUAUCCAGUUUGUCUGUAACCACAGGAAAAGUGACUGAAGAAAAUCCUUUUUUUUACACAUUGAUUGUUUCCUCUAGGAGAGAUGAGAACAGCAACAAUUACAAUUCCGACUUGGCAUGCGAACUGAACAAAAUUCUACAGUAUGAACAGAACAGAUUGUCCAACCAAAAUAAUAAUAAAAAUUUGGAGUACAAAAUUAUCGAAGUGAGCAACGCAAAAGAGGCUCUCCUGGCUUGCUUGAUAAACUCACAGAUUUUGUCUGUUGUGCUGGUGGACAAUUUAGCCAUUGAUGAAGAUUACAAAAGGGACAGAUUUGAAUUUUACAACUUCAAUGAAGAGAACUCCGUGAACAACAAAUGCGGCGGGGCCGUGUCUCCAUAUGUGCUGAAGUGUGGAAUGGUAAAUGGCGGCGCCCAGAUGAAGCCCCCUCAGUUUACGCACAGCGUGCAUAACGGAUCGUCUUCGAACAACAGGGACGCCAUGCGUAAUAUGAUUCUGUCCAAUUGUCAUGGGUGCAACGGUAACAAUGGGAGCGUUUGCAAUAAUUAUUGCGGCGGGAACAGCCAUUACGGGAACGGGCACUGCGCAAGCUCCCCAAGCGCUAACAACCAUAACAACCCUAACAGCAGCGGAAGCACUGUACUGAAUGAGCACAAGAAGGGAACGAACUUGCUUAUGAAAGACUACAAAUUCGAUAUAGGAAACUUCGUCCUGGGUUAUGAACAACUUGUGGCUGCGCCCUUGGAGCAGAUGAAGAAGGGAUAUAACAGCUUAGUGAUCCUGAUUAAGAGCAUUGCUUAUAUUAGAAGUUCCGUGGACAUUUUUUGCGUGUGCACUUCCAUUACGCUGGAUAAGCUACAAUCUGUGAAUAACAAGAUAAUUAGAAUUUUCACCACACACGAUGACCACAGCGAUUUGCACGAAUCCAUCCUGGAUGGAGUAAAGAAGAAGAUAAAGACUCCAUUUUUUAACGCCUUGAAAGCAUAUGCCGAGAGACCUAUUGGUGUUUUUCAUGCUCUAGCCAUUAGCAAAGGGAAUAGUGUGAGAAGAAGUAGAUGGAUACAAUCGCUCCUUGACUUUUAUGGUGUAAAUUUAUUUAAAGCAGAAUCAAGUGCGACCUGUGGAGGGUUAGACUCUCUGCUAGAUCCACAUGGGUCAUUAAAGGAAGCACAGAUAAUGGCUGCACGGGCGUAUGGGAGCAAGUACUGUUUUUUCGUUACAAAUGGAACAUCCAGCUCGAAUAAGAUAGUGAUGCAGGCAUUGGUGAGGCCAGGAGAUAUUAUCCUAGUGGAUAGAGCUUGUCAUAAAUCACAUCAUUAUGGAUUUGUUCUAAGUCAAGCGUUACCAUGUUACUUAGAUCCUUACCCGGUGUCGAGAUACGGAAUAUAUGGUGCAGUACCGAUAUAUGUAAUUAAGAAGACGCUUUUAGAAUAUAGAAAUAGUAACAAACUGCACUUGGUUAAAUUGAUCAUUUUGACCAACUGUACUUUUGAUGGAAUUGUGUACAAUGUAAAAAGGGUCAUAGAAGAAUGCCUAGCCAUUAAGCCCGAUUUAAUUUUCCUGUUUGACGAAGCUUGGUUUGCUUACGCAUGUUUUCAUCCCAUACUGAAAUUUAGAACGGCCAUGACUGUUGCGGAUAAAAUGAGGAACCCAGAGCAGAAGAGGAUUUACCACAAGGUGCAUAAGAAGCUGUUGAGGAAGUUUGGAAAUGUAAAGAGCUUAAACGAGGUAUCAGCGGAAAUGCUUCUAAAAACGAGGUUGUACCCUAAUCCGGAUGAAUACAAAGUGAGGGUAUAUGCAACACAGUCCAUUCAUAAAUCGUUGACGUCUCUCAGACAAGGUAGUGUCAUUUUGAUUAGCGACGACAAUUUCGAAUCACAUGCUUACACCCCAUUUAAGGAAGCAUACUACACCCAUAUGUCGACCUCGCCGAAUUAUCAAAUACUGGCCACGUUAGAUGCAGGAAGGGCUCAAAUGGAACUGGAAGGAUAUGGCUUAGUGGAGAAGCAAGUGGAAGCAGCUCUGCUUAUUAGAAAGGAACUAAGUGAGGACCCUAUGAUUUCACGAUAUUUCCGAACCCUAAAUGCUGAAGACUUAAUACCUGAUAGUUUGAGACAGUGUCAUAAUUUGUACAUGCAGCGGAAGAACAAGUGUACCAAGGAGGGCUAUUCUACUGACUCGAAAGGGAGUGCUAAUGGGACGUAUUCUUGUGUGUCGAACAAUCAGGGCAAGGGAAGCACUACUACAAAGGAGCAGCGUUCCAGAGCAGUGCGCAGGGCCAGGAGAGGUGGAAGCGUUACAAAAUAUGAGCAGCCACUACAGAGUAGCAACAUGUCUUCUCACGAAUGCGUAAAUGAUACAAAUGCGUGCACAAAUCAUGUACUGCGCAAUUCGCUCAUGUUGGGGGAUUCCACGAAUAACAAUAGCGCAGCGGAGGGGGGCCUAAACGACUUUGGAAAUAAUGACCCUCGUGGUGGUGCAAAAAUGAGCAGGCGAAAAAUGCGAAGAGAUGAUCGAAAUGGAAAAGAGGGCGGAACUUCUGGAACGAUGGACGACAGUAAUAAUGGGAGCAUCAUCCUGAAUAGCGAAAAUGAAAAUCUGAGUUUUGUACAAGAUAAGCAUGGUAGAAAUUAUAACAGUUCCUCCUACUCAACGGGCGUGAAGAAUUUCCUGGAAUAUUUUGAGUGUUCCUGGUUGAGCGAAGAUGAAUUUGUGUUGGACCCGACAAGAAUUACUCUCUUCACUGGUUACUCAGGAAUUGAUGGAGAUACCUUUAAGGUGAAGUGGCUCAUGGAUAAGUACGGAAUUCAAAUAAAUAAAACUUCCAUCAACAGUGUGCUGUUUCAAACGAAUAUUGGAACGACGGGUUCUUCUUGCCUCUUCUUGAGGAGUUGUUUGUCACUCAUAUCGCAGGAGCUGGACCAAAAGAAGAGUCUGUUUAAUGAAAGAGAUUUAAACCAGUUUAACGACAGUGUAUACAAUUUAGUUUCGAAUUAUAUUGACCUGUCUGAGUUUAGUGAGUUCCACCCCUUGUUCAAGAAAAGAUAUUCUAACACUAGUAUAUUUAAUAGGGAAGGAGAUUUGAGGAAGGCUUUUUACUUAGCUUAUGAGGAAGAUUAUGUAGAAUAUAUUUUAAUGGCUGACCUGAAAGAACGAGUAAGACAAAAUGAGUUGAUCGUUUCGGCUAGUUUCAUCAUUCCAUAUCCUCCAGGAUUCCCCGUGUUGGUACCAGGACAGUUGAUAAGUCAGGAAAUCGUGGAGUACCUCUCAGGACUUAGUGUUAAAGAAAUACAUGGUUAUGAUGAAAGCAUAGGGUUCAGAUGCUUCUACAAUUUUAUCCUAGAAUAUUUUUACAACCUGGUUACUUCCGACCCUUAUGCCUAUUACCAAAAAAUGGAUAAAGGGACCUACGAAAGAUUGAAGUCUGCUAAUUUGAGCAAACGAAGGAACAUGGACAAUUCGUACAACCUGUAUAUAUAUGACCAUGAAACGAGCAGGGCGAGGAAGAUGAAUGUGGGCAAUGGGAGCUCCUCGAUUUAUAAUAAUACUUCCAUUAGUGAUACUUACGAGGAUGUUAUGCAGGUGCACAACAUCAGGAGCGACCACGGAAGGGGUAACCAUCAUCACCACGUUCGUGAGUAUGACAGUGGGAAUAACAAUUCUACUUCCACCGUUCCAACCUUGCCUCACGCAGCGGCAGACGGCUCGGUGAAAGGGCCAAAUGGAAGGGCUAAAGGUGGAAGCGCAAGGGGUGGAAAUGAGCGCGGUGUGGUGCGAACGACGGAUGGUACGUUGCACAGCGCAGGUGUUAGCAGCUACACUAGAAGGAGAAGCAGAGAGGAGGGGUUCCAGGGCGUAUGCGAAAUGAACAAUGAACAGGCUAUUUCGAACGCAACGGUUGUCAGUUUGUCUGAGAGCAACUGCGGCAAAUCGCGCGCAAAAGAAUCAUCACACGCGAAGGAAUCGUUCAACGAGAGGGAACCGACCCGAGGUGACCAGAGACAGACGAACAUUUACUACGACCUCUCAAACGAUAUGAUGAAGUACGAACAGAAUAGCUGCCUUGUUAGUAAGGUAAAAGAAAAUGUGCUAAUUGUUCAGCGCAGGAAAGCCUAUGUCAGUUGCGACGUUGGGAGGGGAUCGGCCAACUACAGCUAUCGGGAUGACCCUUCCCCAUCAGUGCACAAACACAAGAAGGGGAAGAAGUGCAAGGGGUGUAAAUCGUGUGCUGCAGGGAGGAGCAGCCAGCAGGCGGAGCUUGUGAAGCGAAGGGGCAAAGCGGAUUGCAUCUCCCACAAGAGAGAAGACACAAAUGGAUUCGCGAGUGAAGGAAGGCACGAGGACGAUGUGCAUGAGGGGGGAAGGCAACUCCCAAGUAGAGCUUCUAAUGGUAGAGUUACGAAGAAGGGCAAAAAAAAGGAUGGUUUGAUAAGGGCAUCUGGACUGGAUGUAGCCGGUCGGGAAAAUGAGGCAAAUAAUGCGGACAAGAAUGAGGAUGGAAAUGCGGUUGAUAGGACCAACAGCGAUGGCGACACUACUAUGCCGGAUGAGGAUGGUGAGAGCACCUCGGGUGCGAAGGAAAGAAGGCACGGCGGCAAAGCGCAAAACGUAGAAGGAACACAUAGUGGCAGUUACAACGCGAAGAACAAAGGAAGCAAUAAAAGGGGCAAGGCGCGAAAACAAAAAGGUAACCGUAAUCGAAACCGCAAUCGGGAUUGUACCAUCCACUCUGAUGACAGCAGCAACGUACAGAGUGACGUCACGGUGAACACUUUGAACCAGCCCAAUUCCAUAUCAGACAUGCACUGCGUGAGGAAGGAGACAAAAAAUGAUAGACGUGAAGAAGAGAGGUAUAAGGAGGAUGGACGUGGUGGCCUCAUUCCAAAAAUCAGGCAGUUGAACCCUUUCAUGUGCAACCAAUUAGGGAAAAGUGGGUUGAGCUUGCAGAGGCAGAGGAAGCCUGCAGAGGGUGUAAAUCACUGGAGCAGCCCCAUGAGUGGUGUAGACGGUAAGGACUAUUCGUCCUGUUCCGGUUUGAGGAAAAAGGGGAAUGAAGUGGAAGGCCCGGGGGGUAACAACAAAAGGGAGGACAAUAACGGUGUAGUUUCAAGCGAAAGUGCCAGUCCUUCUAGCGGGCAAAGCAGCGGUAUGGCCUUCUCGGAGAAUUACCAAUCCAGUGAGAGCCUAAAUAGAAGGGGAACCCACAGCCAGGCCAGCGGAAAGAGUUCCAGUGGGCACAGCGGAAGUGAAAAGGCCAACCAUAAUACUACUCGUUGUGGGGUGAAAAAUGCAAAAAAGAAUGACGAAGAGGUACAUAACGUGAAGGAACUGAACAGUACAAACGAGUCGGAGAGGAAUGACUCAAAUGAAGAGGCCUCCUUAAAGAGAAAAAUUUUUAUUAGUGAGGAAGACAUAGACAAGGUAUGUGUGCACGACCAAACUGAUAGUGAUAACCGAUCCAAGAACAGAGUGACUCCGGAGAUUCCCCUGUCAAGUAGCAACGACAUGAUUAGUGGUGGUGACGACGUCAAUGGCAGUGGAAGGAGAGCAGGAGGCCGAGUUGGUGGUCGUAUGAACGUGAAUGGAAAUGAUGCUAAUAAUGGAUCCCCAAACACGCAGGGAACAGGGGAAGUAGCUUUUGGUGGAAAUGAUUUUCACGAUGAUGAAGAGGACGGCGACGAGGAGGAUGAUGAAGAGGACAGCGGCGAUGAGGAGGAGGAGGACGACGACGAGGACGAUGACGACCUGAAGAUAAAUUCUGCAGCUAGAGAAAACAACGAAUUGGAGAAAAACUGCAUGAGGAAAUUAAAUUCGCUUAACAAUAAUAGUUACAUAAAUAAUCUGAUAACACAUGUGGACGACGACACGUUUAUUCAUAAGGAGGGUAAUUUCUUCCUGGAGUGUGCCCUGACAAAUUCCGAAAUGAACGGAAGUUCCUUUGAAAUGGAAAUGUCCCUUAAUAAUAUGUAUUCAAAUAGUGGCGAGGGGGGCAGGCACCCCGGCAGUUACGAUGGAGGAAAGAAGAGUGACUUUGAGUAG